Molecule: messenger RNA, 954 nt
Organism: Cooperia oncophora
Lineage: Eukaryota; Metazoa; Nematoda; Chromadorea; Rhabditida; Trichostrongylidae
Source: the annotation of a GenBank genome assembly
AUGGAUACGCCUUCAGCUCCUGCUCCCAUUCAGGGUCGCCGGGGGAAAAAACACAGAAUGGAUCUCAGUAGCCCAGGCGAGAUGGACCUUGAUCGUGCGAUCGAUCUUAUUAUCGGUGAUUCCUCCUUGCCGCCGCAUCUCAAAACGGCCAUGGGAUUUCUCUUAGAGAUGAAGGACCAAAUCGCUAGUGUAAAAAGAAAUAAGGAACUCGUGGAAGAAAAUAAUUGCAUGCGUCUUAGGAACAAUGAAUUGCAAGAAGAAGUUGAUAGUUUGAAGUCACAAAUAACUCUUUUGAAACAAGCUUUGGCUUCAUCUAAGAAUUCUACUAACGUUCGUGUUGAUUCUCAAGUCAAUUCUUCUCCUCACAAUUAUGAAGAAUUAGAACGUAGGCGUUCGAUUGUGAUUGUCGGUGUUAAGGAAUGUAAUUCACCUGUGUCGUCCGAUCGCUUGUUUUCCCGGCAUCUUUCUUUGCAUCGCUCACAAUUAAGAAGAGCUCCCCCGUUGAGGUAUUUUAAAGAGAAAGGGAUUUAUGUUAGACCCUCACUGUCUAAAUUAGAAAGAGAUCAUUUGAGGGCCGAAAGGCUCGCUCGCAUAAAUUCUGUCUCUCCUGCUCGUGCUCAUGAUGUUCAGUUACAAUCUUCUUCUGUUAAUGGAACUGCUGUUGCUUCCAGUCAAACUCCUUUCACAAUUUCUGAUUCCUCUGAAGUUAUUGUUUCAUCGAACGCUGAUCUGUACAGAGUGAGAUUAGAUCGUGGAUUCAAAAGGGGAGGGGGCGUGGCCCUAUUGGUUCGCACCUCUCUUAUGCCUCACGUAGUAUUCAGUGAGUCAUUACUGCCCAGGCGAUUUUACGAGAUUCUUUGCUGCCAGUUACGUAGUGGCCCAAUACGUGUUAUAAUAGUCUACAGAACCCCUAAUUGCACGGCCGCCUUAUCUGAACAGUUACUCAAAGCUUAG